Pneumocystis carinii B80 is the source of this 945-nucleotide messenger RNA. RefSeq lists its product as hypothetical. The record is from RefSeq and is a predicted model, not a curated record. Gene Ontology annotation, molecular function: acyltransferase activity. The transcript is spliced from 6 exons. Bases 1 to 945 code for a protein of 314 amino acids. Lineage: Eukaryota; Fungi; Ascomycota; Pneumocystomycetes; Pneumocystales; Pneumocystaceae. Gene Ontology annotation, cellular component: endomembrane system.
AUGAAUAAAACUAGGAGAAGAACAAAGAAACAUGCAGGAAUUAUGUGUAUUGUGGUUGCGAAACUAUUAUUACCAUCUUAUGUAAUUUUUUAUGGAGAGAAAAUAAUAUUAUCAGAUUUUGAAGAAGAUUUAAGUAAAAAAGAAGAAACAGAAGAGGUUAAUCGGUUUAUAUUUAUUAGUAAUCAUCAGAUUUAUAUUGAUUGGUUUUAUGUUUGGUGGAUUGCAUAUUUAAAAAAAAUAGAUAAUGGGAUUUUUAUUGUUCUUAAGGACAGUUUAAAACGAAUUCCUAUCAUUGGUCUGGGAAUGAAAACAUUUGGUUUUAUUUUUUUAUCUAGAUCUUGGAAGGAGGAUCAUUUAAGAUUUAAUAAUCAUUUCAAAGAUUUAUCAUUAUUAACUGAUCAAUCCAUGUUAUUACUAUUAUAUCCAGAAGGUACAAACAUUUCUUUAUAUACAAAAAAUCAAAGCUUAGCUUAUGUAAAAAAAAAUGAUCUGCCUGUAUUGGAUUAUGUCUUAUUACCAAGAAUCAAAGGACUCUAUUUUUGUUUAAAAAAUCUCCAUAAAACUACAAAAUAUCUUUAUGAUUGCACAAUUGGAUACGAGGGUACUACACAUAAUAUUUAUGCCCAGGAUAUAUAUACUUUAAAGUCAAUACUUUUUGAGGGACAAUUCCCAAAAAAUGUUCAUAUGCACUUAAGAAGAUUUUCUGUAGAUACAAUACCUCUUGAUGAUGAAGAUCAAUUCAAAAAUUGGUUAUAUAAUUUAUGGAUAGAAAAAGAUAAACUUCUCUUUCAAUUUAUUAAUCAUGGUCAUUUUCCUGGCGAUUUUACAUUAAAAAGAAGGAUACAAUUAAACUCUAUAUUAGAAAUAUUAAACCUUUGGGACGUCUAUAUCGCAAUCUUUUUAUUCAUCAUCUUUACUUAUUAUUUUUUAAAACUUCUCUAUUAA